Vitrella brassicaformis is the source of this 1354-nucleotide messenger RNA. The record is from the annotation of a GenBank genome assembly. Lineage: Eukaryota; Vitrellaceae.
AUUAUGCCAACGAUAUAUACAUGACAAAUUCAUUGAUGCAUCUCUGUGUCCAACAUAGCCGACAGACCCUCAUUUGACAGCUAUAACCUCAGAUACAGAACCUCAAGCACUCACGCGUUUCCCAGCCAAGUACAGACGGACUGGCCUGACCCUCUCUUGCUCAAACUGAAACGGGGGGGUGGCCUUUCAGCUCCUGGCAUGAACGAUGGACUUCCUUUUAUAUAUCCAUAUAUAUACCCCCGCUUUGCUGCUUCCCAGUCUCACAUCCCUUCCCCAAGCACACCGCAUCCACACAGACAGACGCUAGUUCCACAUGAAUCUCUCUCUGUCCGUGUGUGAGUGUGUGAUUGUGUGUGUUGUGCGUCUCUGGGUGUUGUAUCUGAAAGGGCCAUCUCAUUCGCCAUCCCUCUCGCCAAUCACACUGACUGCGCCUCCUUCCCUUUUUUCAGCGAGCCUCUGCUCAUACUCUCUUCUCUCCCGCUUGUACUCGUCCACCUCUCUCUCGAGAUCUCCCACAGCCUCUAAGAGAUUCAUCAUUGGAUCGGGCGGCGACAACGGGCUGCUGUAGUAGAAAAGCUGACGUCCAUGUCGCUGAGGUACUGGAGCGCCUCGUUCAUUGCCUCGUCCCCAGUCUUGUUGCCGAUCCACCUCUUGAAGGCCUCCGGUCCUCCCGUGAUAAAGCACGCCGCGUGGAUGUCCAUAGUCCCGUAUUCCCACUGGCCUCCGCCCAUCUCCGCAUUGUACGUCCAUCCCCUCAUCCUGUUCUUGAUCAGCAUUGUCUUGUCAACCUCCUUCUGCAGCCGGCCAGUGUACCAAUCCCAGCUGAUGGCCCUCGUGUCGAAGCCCUUGUGUGCCACAAGACUCGUCAUCUCGUCCUCGUCACCGGGGUCUGUCUGGAUCAGGUGGCUCGAGUGCCUUUCCCUCAGUCGCAACCAGCUGGCCCGUUCGCCGGUCGCGUAGACAAUCAUUGGCGGGUGCGCAUCAGCCACGGCUUCAGUCGUACAGCCCGCCAUCUCCAGCGCAGCGAGGAAAUACCGCGCCUCCGAAUCCACCAAAUACCACGGUGGCUCUUGGUCAUCCUGCCGCAAGUAACGAUACCACAGGACAGUCAGCUGGCGCCACGUUUCUGUUCUGUCUGGUUGCUCUUACGUGCAGCGUCUGCCGCGCAGUGACGUGUCUGGGCGAGCGUCUGGCGAGGAGUCUUGUGGCGGGAUGCCGCGAGAUGAACGCAGCGCCGGCAGCUCCCGAAAAAAAGAACCCAAUGGCGACGAUGACGUGCAAUAUCGUUGUCAGACAAUUCUCACGCGCGACGAUGCACCAAUCAUGAACCAUCCCUGUCCGCCGAGAAACAGGC